AGACGGAAGACCGCAUGCUAUGGUUGUUCGGAGAUUCUUCGAAAUCACGAUCUUAAAGUCAUAUGAUUCACAGCGAAUAUAUCAACGAAUAUCUCAAUUCGUAUUUUCCAAAGCCACGAAACGUGCAUUGAGUUUGGAGCGAUAUCUGAAGUGAAGAUUGAAGACGUGAUAGAAGAUGGACGACUACUGCUAUGCUAAGAUGGCGACGUCCGCUAAAAGAGAACAUGAAAGAGAAUCAGCGCCACCAACUUCCAGCAAAUCACCAACGGGGAUAAAGACGAAAGAUGAAGACGUCCAGCAGCUGAUCGGUAAUCCAGAAGAAGUUUCCCCUCAGUUAGGGGGGAGCUCCACUUUGAAGCAGGAGACUCCACAACCACCCUGCAUUAAAAAGGAAGAGGAGGACCUCUGCAUCACUCAGGAGGGAGAGUGUCUUCUAGGACGAGAGGAAGCUGAUUACACCAAGUUUCCACUGAGUAUACUCUCUGUGAAGACUGAAGAUGAUGAAGAGAAACCACAAGUAGACAACCUCUUAGCUCCACUAUCAGAUAGUGAGGCUGAAGAUGAGGUUGAAGUAACUUUGAGCAGCGAUACAGACUGUGAAGGUGAUAUGAGGACUCACACUGACAACAAACACUCUGAAUGCUCUUCAAAGAAGAGAGGUAAAACAUGUUUGAGCUGCUCAGUUUGUGCUAAAAGUUUUACUACAGAGUGCAAUUUGACUCGACACAUGAGAACACACACAGGAGAAAAAACAUGUUAUUGUUCAGUUUGUGGCAAAAGCUUUUCUCAAAAUAGCCAUUUGACUCAACACAUGAGAACACACACAGGAGAAAAAACAUGUUAUUGUUCAGUUUGUGGCAAAGGCUUUUUUCGAAAUAUUCAUUUGACUCAACACAUGACAACACACACAGGUGAAAAACCAUUUAAUUGUUCAAUUUGUGGCAAAAGCUUUACUGUUAAGAAUAAUUUGACUAAACACAUGAGAACACACACAGGGGAAAAACCGUUCAGUUGUUCAGUUUGUGGCAAACGUUUUUUUAGUAAGAGCAAUUUGACUGAACACAUGAAAACGCACACAGGUGAAAAACCAUUUAGUUGUACAGUUUGUGGCAAAAGUUUUUUUGGUAAGAGCAAUUUGACUGAACACAUGAGAACACACACAGGUGAAAAACCAUUUAGUUGUACAGUUUGUGGCAAAAGCUUUUCUGUUAAGAGCAAUUUGACUAAACACAUGACAACACACACAGGUGAAAAACCAUAUAAGUGUUCAGUUUGUGGCAAAAGCUUUUCUAGAAAUAGCCAAUUGACUCGACACAUGAUAACACACACUGGAGAAAAAACAUUUAGUUGUUCAGUGUGCUGUAAAAGGUUCCCACAUAAUACAGAUGCAGUAAAACACAAAAGAACACACAAGGGAAAAUAACCAAUUAGCUGUUUAGUUUGUGGUAUGUUGCUCAUAUGUGGUGACAUCCACCCUACCCAGGACCUCCUCACUGCUUCUUUCACAAAUAUCUGAGGUAUACAAACUUGGAUUAUUUGAAGCAUAAUCUUAUCCACUCAUGACCCCAUGUCUUCUCUGUAUCUGAAACCUUCCUGAACAGUAAGAUAGAUGAUGCUUCAAGUGUUUGGUUACUCCUUCUUCAGUCCAGGGACCUGGGGCCUCAUGUGUCAAGUUUGUGCACGCUCAAUAACCUGCACUACACCCUUUUUUACUGCCAAGUUGAGAUGUAUCAAAACUGAUGCUGGGUAACUGUUUGCAUAACCAAGUGCCAACGUUUACUCCUCAGACUGAUUGAUGUGCAAAUCAGAGACAUAUGAACAAUUAACCCCCAACACCCACAACUCAACCCCCACCUCCCUCGACAUUCGGGCAUAACAGGUUCAAUCCUGCCCGCGAGAUGAGUUUGCGAAGUGUAAAAUUCAGCUGCAUUUUCAAUGAAAGAAACUGCUGUUCUAAUUGUGUCAACUGGAUGUCACAAUAGCAAUUCUGUUAGGCAAGCAAAUAGUUUGUUUCUGGGCAAGUAAGUAUAUCAAGCAAGAGGUUCAGUCUUUAU
Messenger RNA from Entelurus aequoreus (snake pipefish), 2054 nucleotides. Its product is annotated as zinc finger protein OZF-like. The transcript has 2 exons. NCBI's taxonomy places the organism in Eukaryota, Metazoa, Chordata, Actinopteri, Syngnathiformes, Syngnathidae. Gene Ontology annotation, cellular component: nucleus. The record is from RefSeq and is a predicted model, not a curated record. Bases 176 to 1423 code for a protein of 415 amino acids.